AUGGAAUGUGAUACAAAAUAUCUAAAUCAAAUACUUCGAUGUUUAUUCGGAGAACAUUCACUUCAAGGAGAUGAUGAUUAUAAUCAUAAUGAACAUACUAAUGAUGAUCAAUGUAAAAUGGAACCAAUGGAAGUGUCUAACAUGACUGAUGUAGCAACAUCUGCAGAAGCAGCAGUACAUUGUGAAAAUCAAGAAAAUCAACGAUAUUGUCUGAUAAUAUUUAAUAAUCCAAGAUGGUCUCGAAUUUUACACAAAGGAUCAACAAACAUUCCAAAACAGAAUAUGGAACAACAACAAAAACAAUUGAUAUCAGAGCAAUCACAAGGAAAUUUUCACGGAACAUUCAACCCAACAGUUCAAUCUUCCGUCAAAACUGAAAAUAACGAUACAUCUUUGGAUGAUGUUUUUGUUAAGGAAUUAAAAAAACUUAUCACAGAUUAUAUACAACGUACAACACGACCUUUGCCACUCAAAUAUUUUCUUGAUUUCACAGAACAGUAA
Molecule: messenger RNA, 501 nt
Organism: Rotaria sp. Silwood2
Lineage: Eukaryota; Metazoa; Rotifera; Eurotatoria; Philodinida; Philodinidae
Source: the annotation of a GenBank genome assembly